AUUAAUGAAACAUGGCCAUGUCCAAAUAAGACUGUUAUUGAUGAUAGAAGUGAUAUUCCAAUUUAUCACAUAUGUGCCAUCAAUGAAUUGCGUGCAACAGGUGGUGAAUCGUCUAAACUGCAUGUUAAUUCAUCAGUAGUCUGCCCAAACGAUGCUUUUAUUGUUGGUUCCGGUAACACAGAAAUUUCUGAUAUUUGUGCACUUGAUUCUCUCUAUAUCAAUAUUAUCGAUUCAGCUAAUAUUUUCACUAAUGAAACAUGGCCAUGUCGAAAAACAACUGUUAUCUAUGAUACAAGUAAUGUUCCUAUAUCUAAUAUUUGCUCAACGUAUCAGUUGAAUAUUAGAAGUGGCGAGUCAUCGAAACUCGAUAUUAAUUCAAAAGUUUUCUGCCCAUCGUAUACUUCUGUUGAAGGUUGGAAUGAAACAGAGGUUAACAACAUUUGUGCAAAUAAUACACUGAUAGUGGAUAUUAAGGAUUCAGCUAACAUUACGAUUAAUGAAACAUGGUCAUGUCCAAAUAAAACAAUUAUAGAUGAUAUGAGCAGUAUUCCUAUUUCUCAUAUUUGUGCAAUUAGUGAAUUGAAUGUUACUGGCAGAUUGUCAUCUGUUAUUAAUAUCAAUUCAACAGCGGGAUGUCCAUUGCAAGCAUUUAUUGUUGGUAUGAAUAACACUCGACUAUUCGACCUUUGUGUACAGAACGAGGUAAAUAUUGAAAUGAGUGACUCUGCUACUAUUGUCUUCAAUGCAUCAUGGCCCUGUCCACGAAAAGCUAUUGUUAAUGCUAACAAUGGUGGUAGUAUCGUGAAUUUUUGUGCAAGUAACGAAGUGGAUAUUACAAGCACUAACUCGACGAUCGUUUAUGAGAGAACGUUAUCCUGUCCUGAUGUGCUGAAUAUUUCUAUUGGUAGUGGGAGUAAAGUUUAUAAUAUUUGUUCAACAAACGAAGCUUUUAUCAAUGCCACAAAUUCGGAGGUAUAUAUGGAUAAAUCAACAUGUUCAGCUGUUGCCAAUGUCACGGCUACGAAUUCAACACUAGUGUAUGUUUGUGCCACAGCAGCGAUUAACGUGGUUGUGUCGGAAAUGGCAAUAGUAUACUAUGAUGGGCCAUUGAAUGACCAACAGGUGAGCAGUGGCGGCCAAAUAUUACCAUGGUGA
Messenger RNA from Rotaria sordida, 1155 nucleotides. Lineage: Eukaryota; Metazoa; Rotifera; Eurotatoria; Philodinida; Philodinidae. The record is from the annotation of a GenBank genome assembly.